AUGUCUGCUGCUACUAAAAAACCUCAAUCUAAAAAACAUUCUGGAAAAAAACAAAGACAUUACCUUACAGAAUAUAUCAUAACUACUGAUGAAUAUGUUAAUCCUAUAAAGCCGAGUGAUAAGUUUUGUUAUUGUCAACCUUGGUUUGAAGCUUCAAAUUCUGAAAAUACUUCGGCAAAGGAAUUAGGUAAAAUUGCAUGCUGUAUUUUUGAAAUUUGUAUUAAUUCUGACUUUGUUGAAAGGCUUUUUUCUUGCAUGGGUUUGCCUCAGAAAGUACUUCAAAUGAGCCAGCUUUAUGCUACUAUGAAUUAUUAUCAUUGGUUAAAAGAAAUUGAAAUAUUAAUAGACAAGUAUAAACAAAAUAAUAGUGCUUCACCUUUACCAACAUUUGAUAAAAAUUCUAAUAACAAUUCUGACAAAGAAGCAGAUAAAACAGAUGAAGACAUGGAUAAAGAAAAAGAAAACCAAGAUAAUGAAGACUUAUAG
Messenger RNA from Dentiscutata erythropus, 486 nucleotides. The record is from the annotation of a GenBank genome assembly. Lineage: Eukaryota; Fungi; Glomeromycota; Glomeromycetes; Diversisporales; Gigasporaceae.